CUGUUCAAGAACGUUUUGGGGAAACGUGUCGUUUAGUACAAACCGUUCCGCAACGUAGCAAACGUUCAAGCGAACUGAACGCACAGGUCUAGUGUACCGCGGUCUCGCGCACCGGGCAGACAGCCAAGCUCGAGCCUACCGGAGCGGUGUAACGUUCUGAACGGUAAAGAUGGCAGAACGACAGCAGAAACAUGAAGGCGGCCGAGUGAAGAUCGGACAUUACCUCUUAGGAGACACUCUGGGCGUGGGCACAUUCGGCAAAGUAAAGAUUGGAGAACACCAGUUGACAGGUCAUAAGGUGGCAGUGAAGAUCCUGAACAGACAGAAGAUCAGGAGUCUGGACGUGGUGGGCAAGAUCAAACGAGAGAUACAGAACCUCAAACUCUUCAGACACCCUCACAUCAUCAAACUGUACCAGGUGAUCAGUACUCCUACAGAUUUCUUCAUGGUGAUGGAGUAUGUCUCAGGAGGAGAGCUGUUUGACUACAUCUGCAAACACGGACGGGUAGAGGACAAAGAGGCUCGUCGGUUGUUCCAGCAGAUUAUCUCCGGUGUAGACUACUGCCACAGACACAUGGUGGUGCACAGAGACCUCAAACCUGAGAAUGUACUGCUGGACCAUUCCAAGAACGCCAAAAUAGCUGACUUUGGGUUGUCAAACAUGAUGUCAGACGGGGAGUUUCUGAGGACCAGCUGUGGAUCUCCCAACUACGCAGCUCCUGAAGUAAUCUCCGGAAGGUUAUACGCUGGUCCUGAGGUGGACAUAUGGAGCAGUGGUGUGAUCCUCUAUGCGUUGCUUUGUGGGACUCUGCCCUUUGAUGACGAACACGUUCCCACACUGUUUAAGAAGAUUAGAGGGGGCGUGUUCUAUAUGCCAGAAUACCUCACUCGGCCCGUCGCUUCCCUGCUGCUGCUCAUGCUGCAGGUCGACCCGCUCAAGAGGGCUACCAUUAAAGACAUUAGGGAACAUGAGUGGUUUAAGCAGGACCUGCCAGGCUACCUGUUUCCUGAGGACCCUUCCUAUGACUCCACCAUUCUGGAUGAGGAGGCAGUCCGAGAGGUGUGUGACAAGUUUGAGAGCACCGAGUCUGAGGUGAUGUCCAGCCUGUACAGCGGAGACCCUCAGGACCAGCUAGCGGUAGCGUACCAUCUGAUCAUAGACAACCGGCGCAUCAUGACCCAGGCCAGUGAGUUCUACCUGGCCUCUAGCCCUCCCCAGGGCUCCUUCAUGGAGGAUGGCAUGUCACUGCCCCCCGGGGUCAAACCACACCCAGAGAGGAUGCCCCCCCUGCUGGUAGACAGCCCCAAGGCGCGCUGCCCGCUGGAUGCCCUGAACACCACCAGAGCCAAACCCCUGGCAGUGAAGAAAGCUAAGUGGCACCUGGGCAUCAGGAGUCAGAGCAGACCCUAUGACAUCAUGGCUGAGGUCUACAGGGCUAUGAGACAGCUACAGUAUGACUGGAAGGUGGUGAACCCGUACCACCUGCGUGUUCGGAGGAAGAACCCAGUAACAGGCAACCUGGUGAAGAUGUGUCUCCAGCUGUACCAAGUAGACAACAGAUCCUACCUGCUGGACUUCAAAAGCAUCGAUGAUGACAUCAUGGACGCAGUAGGGUUUAAGUCGGGCUCUUCCACCCCCCAGAGGUCAGGCUCCACUGCAGGGCUCCACAGACCCAGACUCAGUGUGGACUCAGCCUGUCCUGCCGUGGAUCUCCCCAAGCUCAGCUCCUCUCUGCCUGGGUCGCUGUGCUCCAGCGCUGCCCUCCUCACCUCCACCUCCACCCCCACCCCGCGCCAGGGCAGCCACACUAUGGACUUCUUUGAGAUGUGUGCCAGUCUCAUCACCACGCUGGCCCGCUAGAGACGGUAAACCUCCGCUGGGUAACUAGGGGCCUGGAGUUUUUCCUGGUCAAUGUCAUAUAGUCCGGAAAACUCCAGCUACCGCCUGCAUAACCAUCUGAAACAGAACACUGCCCUGAGCCUAUUUAGACAGUUUUAUAUUGGUGUGAUCCUGACCUAAUUCUCCAAGUACUGCAGAACACGCCUCUAACCACAGAUCUAGGGUCAGUUGUUCCCUCCUGGUGUUGUAGGUUUGGGCUAGGCAAGAUAAACUGAUCGUAGAUCUCUGAUUAGACUUCCUGUCUGUCUAGAGCAGGGAUGGGCAACUUUGAUGGGGGUAGGGGCCACAAAAAUUCAGAACUCAUCAUUAGGGGGGGUGCGGUGGCUCGCGGGACUGCUUACCCACAUCCAGACACACACAUGCAGUCAGCGUUUUCGAGGCCCUAAGCAAAAUUUGGCGAUUUCUAAACAUUUUAGUUUAGUCUUGACAGCGGAAGGAAUUGAUCUGCGGUCCUACAAAAGUGGCCAUGCGACCCGCACGCCACGAGUUGCCCAUCCCUGGUCUAGAGCCAGUCUGCCAGAGCCAGUCUGGCCGUGGGAAAGGUUAGAGGUCUCACUUGUAGCUCCCAUAUGGCGCGUUCACGUGCUCGUCGAAACUAGGAAACGGACAUUUCUAACUGGUUGCAGUUAUUCACGUGCAGCGUUCAACCAGUUAAGCAUGUCGGACAUUUCCAGAUAAGCUCCGCCUCCCUGACUACUCUCAACCUCCAAUCAGCUCCAGAAUAGCCGUCGCUGUAGAACAAACACACUGAGCAUUUUAUAUAUGGUUUUAUAUGGUUUUUGUAACGACACCGGUUUUGUUUUCCAUAUUUAUCAUAUAUAUUUACAUUACUAUCCCUUUGAGUGGUGUAGCAGCUGUUGAUUGUAACAUACAACAAAUGAAGUUAAAGAGAGGAUUGUUGUUGUUAUUAUUUAGAUAUCAUAUUCUUAUUUAUUUUAAAGAGGUUAUUUUAGAGGCUCUGUGUGGUACUGAAUAUUGAGUAUUGAAGCACUGCUGAUGUUUGAGAAGUGUAUACGGACUUAAGAGAUUUUAGGUGAUGAGAGGUCAUAGAGAGAGAGCCUCCACUCUCCCUCUCUCUCUGACUGGCAAUAUUGUUCUGUGGAUUAGUUGGCAUUGAUGCUACCUGACGGAGGAGGAGGGAGGGAAGUGUAUCUGUAGUGAACCUUUCUCCAGGUGCCUUAACACACGUUGUUUCUAGCUUGGUGACUGUUUUUGUUUGCAGAAACGGAAUGGUAAGCAGACUGUUUCUGUGUGUGUGUGUGUGUGUACACUCCUGUGUGUAGAGGACUGACAGACAGGAGCUUGCCAGGGAUUGGCCAGGAGAAGACAUACAGUACUGUAGUUUAUGUGCCAAUGAGAUUUGAGUUCUGACUAAUAUAACUAAAGAUACAGGAGGAGAAGGAAUAGAUAUGACAGAACACUGGAACAAAUCUCCCUUCACCAAUUGUCAAAUGGUUUACAGUAUAUAUUGUUCCAGAGUCCUGUCUGUGUCUCUUGUUCUGCUGGGGCCAGUGAGGGCUGGGCUCUUGCUGAUCUGAUGCAUGCUAGUGUGUCUGUGUUUCUCUGGUCUGUUCUGGUACCAUGAUGGUGGUCUGUUCGGUUUGUUAUUAAAUGUAGAAUCAUUUGUAUCUCUCUCUUUCCUUCCCUCCCUCUGGAGUUAUUGGUUUGUGGUGUGUAUUUGCAGUAGUGUGUGUUUCGCUGAGGGAAUUGUAGACCUCUGUUGGGCCAGUUAGUCAGAAAAGACACUAAACCUCUCUUCUUUCCUUUUGUUUCCUUGCCAUUUGUUUCCUUGUCAUUUGUUUCCUUGUCAUUCGUUUCCUUGUCAUUUGUUUCCUUGUCAUUUAGGAAACAAAUGACAAGGAAACAAAUUCCUUGUCAUUCGUUUCCUUGUCAUUUGUUUGUCCUGUGCAGCAGUUCUGUCAUCACAUCUCUAUUCUGAGAGCGUAGUCUGUUUUUGUCUGUGUAUGACACUAUACAUGCAAGACAAUACCCACGUAUGUGUACUCUCAUCUAGUACCGGUUGAACCGACCUUUUGUCUCCAGAACAGCCUGAAUUCUUCAGGGGAUUCUACAAUGUGUCAAAGAUUCCACAGUGAUGUUGGUUCAUGCUAAUGCGAUGGCGCCGUGCAGUUUCUGCAGAUUGGACGGCAGUACAUUCAUGCUGCGAACAUCCAUCUCAUCUGAAAUAUGCUCUAAUGGGUUGAGGUCUGGGGACUGCGCAGGCCACUCAAGUAAACUGAACUCGUUGACAUAUUCCACGGGAUGUUUUUCCACUCCUCGGUUAUUCAGUGUUGUUUAACACGUACCCACCUGAGCCACUUCUUGUUUUUAGCUGAUAGGAAUGGAACCUGGUGUGGUGGUCUGCUGCAAUAGCCCAUCCGUGACAAGGAUCGACCAGUUUGUUUUCUGACCCACCUGUUGGCUUGCACGAUUCUUGCCCUUCUCCUUCAACCUCUCAUCAAACGAGCUGUUUUCACCCGCAGGGCUGCUGCUGACUGGAUGUUAUCUGUUUCUCCCACCAUUCUCUGUAAACCUUAGACGCUGUUGUGCGUGAAAAGCCCAGGAGGGGAGUGUCCGUUUCUGAGAUACUGGACCCGGGGCAUGGCACCGAUGAUCAUACUUCGCUUAAAGUCACUUGUUUUGCCUAUUCUAAUGUUCGAUUGAACAGUAACUGAAUGCCUGUUUUAUAUAACAAGCCACAGCCAUGUGACUCCGUGUCUGUAGAAGUGAUCCAUUUUUGUGAACUGGGUGGUGUACUUAAUAAACUGGCAUAUCCCAUUUUUGAGAGAUACUUACAUACUGAGGGUACAAAACAUUAUGAACACCUGCUCAUUCCAUGACAAACUGACCAGGUGAAAGCUAUGAUCCCUUAUUGAUGUCAUUUGUUGAAUCCACUUCAGUCCGUGUAGAUCAGUGGUCACCAACCGGUCACCAAGCAUUUCUGUGGAAAAGCCAGGCCUGAUUUUGUGCGUGUUGCGCUGUUGGUGGUAGGUGCACUUGAUUCAAGCGGACCGGGAGAUCUGUUGCUAAAUCGAGUGCGCCUAAUGUGCUGGCAAUCGAAUAGCUCAAAUUACCGUACAGAGCCUCCUCGACCACAGUCAAGAAGUUUGAUGCUAGCCUAGCCUUUUUCCACUCGCGCUGCAAUGAGUUUUAUUAUUAUUAUUAUUAUUAGCUUCGUGUCUAUUUUAAUAUGGAGGAGUAUUUCACUUUCUCUGGUCAUAGGAACCGCGUGAAUUUGUGCCUGCGGCAGAUGUGGCGCGACUCGAGUUUCGCCAUCAGGUGGAAGACGGUGUCUCUUUGGUUAGUCUCACCGGAGGAAAGGAAGGGGAAAGCAGUGACCGUGAAAGGCAGGAGAAAGCAGUGACCGUGAAAGGAAGGGGAAAGCAGUGACCGUGAAAGGAAGGAGAAAGCAGUGACCGUGAGAGGAAGGGGAAAGCAGUGACCGUGAAAGGAAGGGGAAAGCAGUGACCGUGAGAGGAAGGGGAAAGCAGUGACCGUGAGAGGAAGGGGAAAGCAGUGACCGUGAGAGGAAGGGGAAAGCAGUGACCGUGAGAGGAAGGGGAAAGCAGUGACCGUGAAAGGAAGGGGAAAGCAGUGACCGUGAAAGGAAGGGGAAAGCAGUGACCGUGAAAGGAAGGGGAAAGCAGUGACCGUGAAAGGAAGGGGAAAGCAGUGACUGAAAGGUGGACCCGCUGCGGCUCUCUUCCUCCCUCCCCUGAGAAUAAUGCUCUGUUCAAGACAACUACUCUGGAAAAACGAGAUCCGACUGGGGAAAUGGUUUUGAACGGUCAUCCAACUCGGAAUUCCUAGUCGGAAACUCGCAUCUUUCUAGAGCUCCGACCUCAAGAUCACAGACGUCAUGAUUUGACCUCGUUUGCUUUUUCUCGAGUUCCCAGCUGUCUUGAAAGCACCAUGGCCAUCAGAUGCAAGUGCUGUACCAUAUCAUUUAUGCUCAGCUGUGCCUUGCAAGUGCUACAAAAACCGAUAUGUUAUCAAAGCUCAAGUUGUGAUAAUGUAUUCGGCCUACAGCAGAAACCUCAUUCCCGCAGAACUCUUUUUAUUAGGUUGUUACAUUAUAAGUCAUGUAAAAAAAAAAAAAUGGAGUGGUAGAUCUUGGCUUGCUUUUUGAAUGUGAAAGCGAUCUUGACUCAAAGGUUGGUGACCACUGGUGUAGAUGAAGGGGAGGAGACAGGUUAAAGAAGGAUUUUGAAGCCUUGAGACAUGGAUUGUGUGUGUGUGCAAUUCAGAGGGUGAAUGAGCAAGAAAAAAGAUUUAAGUGCCUUUGAACAGGGUAUGGUAGUAGGUGCCAGGCGUGUCAGUUUGUGUCAAGAACUGCAACGCUCCUGGGUUUUUUAUGUUCAACAGUUUCCCAUGUGUAUCAAGAAUGGUCCACCAGCCAACUUGACACAAGCAUUGGAGUCAUGGGCCAGCAUCCCUGUGGAACGCUUUUGACACCUUGUAGAGUCCAUGCCCCAACGAAUUGAGGCUGUUCUGGGGGCAAAGGGGUGGAACUCAAUAUUAGGAAAGUGUUCAAAACAUUAAGAACCGUGUCUGACUAUAGCUGCUACAAGGUCAGGGAGAAACUCUCCUUCCUGCUGCUACACUCAUGCAAUUACUCACAGCAAUGACCCUAUAUUCUGUUAUUUACACACACAUACUACUUCAAGUAAUACACACCCACUUUGUCAGUGUAAGGUGUACCUCUUUCCAAGGGUUAAGGUGUGUUGUCACCGUAUCCAGACUUCUGGAACCAAAGUGUUCUUCUCUUCUGUCUGUGUGUGCGUGAGAGCGGAAUGUACCUCUUCCUCUCCGUCUGAGGUGGGCUUUUCUGUGUUCUAUGCAUUGCAUGGCGUUGCUGUUCUGAUUUGCACUUUACUGAGUAUUUAUUGUCAAACACAAUUAAACUGACCUAUACACUAGA
Messenger RNA from Oncorhynchus nerka (sockeye salmon), 6821 nucleotides. It is a transcript of the gene prkaa2, whose product is annotated as protein kinase, AMP-activated, alpha 2 catalytic subunit. Gene Ontology annotation, biological process: protein phosphorylation; intracellular signal transduction. Gene Ontology annotation, molecular function: ATP binding; protein serine/threonine kinase activity. NCBI's taxonomy places the organism in Eukaryota, Metazoa, Chordata, Actinopteri, Salmoniformes, Salmonidae. The transcript has 11 exons. Gene Ontology annotation, cellular component: cytoplasm. Bases 170 to 1861 code for a protein of 563 amino acids. The record is from RefSeq and is a predicted model, not a curated record.